GUCCGAGAAUAAACGAGUAAAACCAAUAAUAAUUCAGUGAUGUUUCUUUUUAUCCAAUCAACGACAAAACAUUUACCAUUUUAUGUGAUUCUGAUGCGUCACACUGUUGGAUGGGACUGAAUAUUAUCCACACUUGACUGAUUGUUUACUAAAGCUUCUUCUCGUAAAGAGCUACUUGGCGUCUGUUCUUCCGAACCUAAUUUCAGAUGCUUCCGGCUUUUAUUACGCUGCACCUCAUAAAUACGCACGGAGGGGGGUAUUACUCCUGUCCGCAGGCCACUUCCACAUUAUAUUUCUUAUUGUGACAUUUAAACGAUGCCUGUUAUUUGCAUUGUGCCCAUCAGAUGGAGCUACAGAGGCUCGCCAGUCCCACGGAGAUAGUUGAAUGGGAUCCCAGUGUGAUCUGGCACGGAGGCGGGAGGGGAGCGCAGCACACAAGUCCUGGAGGGGGUUUGAGCCAAACGCGUUCUGCUGUCCGACUUUGAUCGACAUUCCUCCGUCUGUCCGGCCCGCAGAGCCGAGCCAAGCGUUCACGCUGCGUAAUUACGCACGGACUCGACAGAUCCGCGGUGUUGCUUCGCCGGGGAGACCCGCGGACAAAGGAAAGCAGGCGGCUCGGAGUACAACAACUGACUUGAGCCGAGAGAGGAGUACUGUUGGAGGGGAAACUGGGGGAAUCUGGAGUCGGAAGUGAUUUGUCUUUUUUUUUUUUUUUUGUAACUCAGUCCAGGAUUUCAGAGACAACAGAGAAUCGGUCUUUGAGACAGAGCAGAAAAAAGGAGUUAGUGAGUGGAAUACGUCCUCAAAACCAGCAUCCAGAUCCUCGGAGCAUGGGAGGAGUUGUCUGCCGGCUGUAAAAUGUACCCGCUACACCGAGAGAGGGAGCAGCCCAUCUUCAGCGCCAGAGCUCAUGUCUUCCAGAUCGACCCGGCCACCAAACGCAACUGGCUGCCGGCCAGCAAGCACGCCGUCACCGUGUCCUUCUUCUACGAUGCCAGCCGCAACGUGUACCGCAUCAUCAGCGUGGGCGGGACAAAGGCCAUCAUCAACAGCACCAUCACCCCGAACAUGACCUUCACUAAAACCUCCCAGAAGUUUGGUCAGUGGGCAGACAGCCGGGCCAACACCGUCUACGGCCUGGGCUUCUCCACAGAGCUGCAGCUGCAGCAGUUUGCAGAACAGUUUAAGGAAGUGAAGGAGGCGGCUCGUCUUGCCAGAGAGAAAUCCCAGGAGCGGUUUGAACUGGCCAACCCCGCUCUGAACAUCGCGGCUCCACAGCUCUCUCAGGAGCUGUCGGAGGACCGUCAUUCUCCACCGCUGCUGACAGUCAACGGGCCCGGGGAGGAAAAGCUGUUUCGUAGCAAGAGCGCCGAAGUGGAGCUGACGGUAGAGAAGGAGCGGGUCAAGAAGAUGUUGUCUGAAGGGUCCAUGUGCGAGAUAAACUUGGAGGCUGAACUCUUCACUCUGCAGGACAGCAAUGCCAAGCUGGUGGCGGCGCUGCAGGAAGCCAACAGCAGCGUGGAGCAGUGGAAGAAACAGCUGGCCGAAUACCAGGAGGAGACCGAUCACCUGCGAGACCAGGUGGCCGAGCUGGAGGCCCAGCUGGGACAUCCUGCUGCUGCUGCUCAGCCUGGUAAAGAGGAGCUGAGUCGGUCGGUGGAAGAGCUGGAAGCCCUGCUGAGCGCCAAAGACCAGGAAAUCCACAGUUUACAGAGCAAGAAAACAGACGUGGGUGAGCUCGAGAAGGAGCGAGAGGAGGCCGUGCAGAGACUCCAGGAUCUGGACAGACGAAACACCGAGCUGGAGGAUCAGGUUCAAAGCGCUGAAAAGACGCUGGCCUCCAACCGGGAGGAGCAGGAGCAGACCCAGGUCGAGGUCCGACGAAUCAUCGAGGUUCUGGACGUCAAAAUCUGCGACCUGAGCAGCCUGAGGGAGAGCCUGUCAAAACUGGUCGAGAAGUAGCCACAGCGGGAGGUUUUUUUUUUGUUUUUUUUUUGUUGCAUCUCCACAGUGAGCACGCGUUUUCCCUCCACGUGUCUAAUAAGAGAAGCCACUGCAAGUCUGUCUGAUCAGUGCAGGUGAACCUUUUUAAAAAGGUGCUACGUAACCAAGUAUCGUGAGCAUUCGACACUUUUCCCACGUCACGAUUUAGCACCACGUUUUUCCUUUUUUUUUUUUUUUUUCGUCACGAGCCCC
This is a messenger RNA of Mugil cephalus (flathead mullet), 2196 nucleotides long. It is a transcript of the gene homer3b, whose product is annotated as homer scaffold protein 3b. The record is from RefSeq and is a predicted model, not a curated record. Gene Ontology annotation, cellular component: cytoplasm; postsynaptic density; plasma membrane. The transcript has 11 exons. Gene Ontology annotation, molecular function: G protein-coupled glutamate receptor binding. NCBI's taxonomy places the organism in Eukaryota, Metazoa, Chordata, Actinopteri, Mugiliformes, Mugilidae. Gene Ontology annotation, biological process: regulation of store-operated calcium entry; G protein-coupled glutamate receptor signaling pathway. Bases 859 to 1962 code for a protein of 367 amino acids.